AUUUUAGAAAGGUGCACGCUAAACCGGAAAAAGAAAAAAAAAGGGAUAAUGUUGCUAGGAUACAAGGAGAUAGCAAAACAGGAAAUGAUCCAGCUACACUGAGGCUAGUUUUGGUCAAUGCAAGAUAUCGUAUGCAAAUACUUUUAUAUGGAAAAAAAUAAUUGAUAACGUUAUCUUUUUUCUUUAUUUUUUGAAGAAAAUAUAUUUUUACAAGCCUGUUGUGUGAGUUGUUUUUUUAGAGUCACACCAAGUCGACUUUUUUUUUCCCAGCGGUCAACUUCUGCAGUUCGCUCAUUUUAUAUAAUUCGGCUAAAGAAAUAAAAAUGGACACGAAUAUCAAGGUACCACGGGCCCGCAAAGCUAAAGUGAUGCUAUGGACAGAUGUAAGCUACCAUGACAUGGAGGAGAUCGACAACAUGCAGUCCGUUCCUGAACUGGAGAGUGUGUUGUGCAGUGUAUUUGGAGUUGACCUUCCUGAACCAAAGAGAGGAGUUCUGCUGGAGUUGUAUGUCCAGACUGUGCUUUUUUGCAGAGAGUUCAGCUUCAGAAAGGAACAAACUUCUGCUCUGCUGUCCAUCAUCAAGUCCAUCCAUGAGGCAAACAUAGAAACACCACUCGACAACAUAGAACAGUGUUUCAAAUACUGCAAGGAGCUUCUGCUCUGUCACUCAGUCCGGCGACCGCCCUUUAGUAUCAACCUUUUCAGCUCUAAAGAAGUGAACUGUGUCUUUCAGUACAUCCAUGACAGCUAUAUUAGACACUACAAACUUUACAAAUAUAUCUUCACUCCAAUGGUUAUACUUGAUUUGUCCUUGACUUAUUCUGGCACCCCAGACAAUGAGGAUUCUUCUGCUCCAGAAAAUGUGAUGGAAGAGGCUGUAUCAAAGACAGACACUUCUCUUGAAACACAGGAAACAUCCAUCAUAGGCCAAGAGGAAACCACGCUCAGUCCCACAUCAGAGCUGAAGACACUGAUAGAGAAAGAAGUCAGAGAGCAGAUGACGCUUGUGUCUGGACAACUAGAUCAGCGAAUGAAAGAAAUCGCAGAUCUACACAAAAGGGCAGUAGAUUCACCACAGCCGAAUCAGAGGGCCAAAAAAUAACAGAUGGUAAAAGUUUCCUUUGGCUUUUUCCACUCAAACAGCCAGUGUGUUGAUUUCCAUUACAGCACUCAUACAAAAUAAGAUCAUUCAAACGACUGUUUUAUUGACAAUAAAACCUUUUUUUUUUCUUCAUA
This is a messenger RNA of Lates calcarifer (barramundi perch), 1237 nucleotides long. RefSeq names its product cilia and flagella associated protein 119 (gene cfap119). Lineage: Eukaryota; Metazoa; Chordata; Actinopteri; Centropomidae. The coding region runs from base 324 to 1103 and encodes 259 amino acids. The transcript is spliced from 9 exons. The record is from RefSeq and is a predicted model, not a curated record.